Messenger RNA from Myzus persicae (green peach aphid), 2575 nucleotides. RefSeq names its product peroxidase-like. Gene Ontology annotation, biological process: response to oxidative stress. The transcript is spliced from 11 exons. Lineage: Eukaryota; Metazoa; Arthropoda; Insecta; Hemiptera; Aphididae. The coding region runs from base 197 to 2464 and encodes 755 amino acids. Gene Ontology annotation, molecular function: heme binding; peroxidase activity. The record is from RefSeq and is a predicted model, not a curated record.
UCGAGUUAUGAGCAGGUACACUGAGCGCGUCUCUUCGUCAUGCAUUAAUAACGCGUCGACGAACGUGAGCGGUUAAAUAACCUCAAUCAUUAAAUAAGGAAUUUCAUUCAUCACAAUCAAUACAAGUUCAAUCGUUGUCAAAGGAUAGAGAACUGUUGAUUUUACUAUUCAAAAUAAAACAAGUUAAUGGUGAUUUAUGAAAAUUAUCAGAAUGAGUACUACGAUUAUGAUAGUGCGGUUGUUGAUUUGUUCGGUGAUAUUCGUACUACCAUAUUGCAGAGGAUCUAAAGAUGAACAUAUUAUUGAUUUGUAUGAACAAGGUUUGGCGAUAAACUCAACUAAUUGGUACCUAAAACUCAAUACUUCCGAUAUAAACGAAGAAAUUCAAAAAGCUACCGAAAUAAUUGAAAACAGAUAUCGUUUGGAAGAUACAAUAUUAUCAAAUAUUAGUCAAAUAACAAUUGGAAGCCCUGUUCAUGGACAGCUAAUUGAUUCUAUGCCUUCCAAAGGCGGAAAUUCAGCAUCUCGAUUUGCUGAAAUUAUAAUUGAAGCUACACGCAGCCUGAAGAAUACAUAUUGUCUAAAGCACGGGUUAAGUGAUAUACAGUGUGCCAAAGAUUUAACGAAGGUGAAUCUGACUGGGACAACUUUGGGUGAGAUGUGUAUGUCCGAGUAUUACGAUAAAAUUCCGUGCGAAGUACCUCACUAUCGUAAUAAUGACGGAUCUUGUAGCAAUUCGAAACAUAAAAAUUGGGGAAAGGCAAACACGCCUUAUAAACGUUUGCUGUUUCCAGUCUACAAGGAUGGUAUUUACGAAAUGCCAAGCGAAGAAAAGCUUCCCAACCCUAGAUCACUGAGCUUAAAUCUUGUAAAAGACGAAAUUUCGAUAGAUCAAGGAAAAACGAUGAUGGUGGCCUUCUGGAUGAUUUUCAUAGCCCACGAUCUAUCACACACAGCAGUUUCCACCAUGGGGAAAGACAACAGAUUUGUGAAUUGUUGUGAUAAAGACAAAAAUAUUCAAUAUACUCUGAACAAAAACAUGAGGUCUUGCAAGCCAAUACCGAUACCGGAUGAUGACAAGUUUUUUAAACCGGAACCAAAUGAUUGCAUGAACUACGUGCGUUCGCGGCCAGCGGUGCGUUCUGAUUGUACAUUUGGACCAAUGGAACAAAUGAACCAAGCUACCCAUUAUUUAGACGGGUCGAUGAUAUACGGUUCGACGAAAGAACAAGAGUUGUCGUUGAGGGAGAUGUCGUUCGGCAGGAUGAAAGUAAUGUCUAUCGGGCCGGUAUUUGAACAAUCGUUUAUGCCACCGGAAACCACCGAUACUUACGCGUGUCAGAACGGCAUCGGUACGUGCUUUAAGUCGGGCGACAUCCGAGUAAACGCGUUUCCACAACUGAUGGGCUUGUACACACUGUGGGUUAGGCAUCACAACCGAAUAGCGAUUAAUAUAGCUGAAGCUAAGAGAGACUGGACUGAUGAAAAAAUUUUUCUCGAGGCCAAGCGUAUCGUGGUUGCCAGCAUACAGUACAUCACGUACGUGGAAUUUCUGCCGGCACUACUUGGCGUGCAUUAUGUCCAUACGAACGGUUUGUUUAUUCAACAACGUUCAUCUUAUAUGCCAGCUACCCAUUACGACGAGAAUGAAGAUCCGUCAGUCAGCAACGUGUUUGCGACCACCAUACUACCGGUCGCCUAUUCUAUGAUUAGCAAUAUUAUAAGGUUAAAUCAGGAAAACACAUUCAGACUCGAAGAAAAAGAAGCGGAAUGGGAUCACGGCAAUUCGACGCAUAAAGAAUACUACGACCAACUGACACUUAAGGAAUACUACAACAAACCUGUUGAUAUAAAGGAUAACAUAAAUAACAUUAUAAAAGGACUAGCUUCGGAGAAUGCACAAAACGUCGAUAUGCUGUUUACACAAACGAUUACAAAUCAUUUAUACAGUAUUGGUACAAAUAACUCGUUUGGAAUGGACAUGCUCAGCUUGGAUAUACAACGAAGCCGUGACCAUGGUAUUCCGAGCUACACACAAUUUAGAAAAUAUUGUGGACUAAAAGAUAUAGAAAAUGAACAAGAUUUAUCCGAGAUAAUGGGGGAAGGCUCAGCUGAUAGAUUAUUGAAACUGUACAAAACUUGGAACGAUAUAGAUUUGUUGGUUGGUGUAUUGUUGGAAAAACACGCUGAAGACGCAAUGGUUGGUCCUACGAUGAGGUGUAUCAUCAGAGAACAGUUUGCAAGAACUAGAAUUGCAGAUAGUUAUUUUUAUGACAGAAGUCACAUGUUCAACAUACAUCAACAGAUGUCUUACAUCAGAGAAAUGGAACUGCGCCUGGUUUUAUGCCUAAACACCGAUGCUAAAGUGAUGCAAGAAUAUGUAUUUUUGAAACGGGAAGAAGAAAAGAAAUGUUCUCAAGGUAAAGGUUUUUUUUCUAAUUUCUAUGAUUAUUAUAGAAUAUAGAUGGAAAAAAAUGUAUGUGUCGUAUAGAAAAGAAACUAAUUUUAAGUGAUAAAUCAUAAUAUGAUUAAAUGAUUUGAAUUAAAGUCACAAGUUUAUUAUUUUGUGUUAUAA